AUGUCAGUAAAGUCAGUGAAGCUAGUGAAGUCAGAGAAGUCAGUGAAAUUAGUGAAAUCAUUGAAGUCAAUGAAGUCAGUAAAGUCGGGAAUAUCGAUGAAAUCAGUAGAGUCAGUAAAGUCAGUCAAAUCAAUAAUGUCCGUGAAGUCAGCAAAGUCGAUGAAAUCAUCAGUAAAGUCAAUGAAGUCAGUAAAGUCAGUAACGUCACUGAAGUCAGUAAAGUCGGUGAAGUCAGUAAAGUCAGUAAAGUCGGUAAAGUCGGUGAAGUCAGUGAAGUCAGUAAAGUCGGUGAAGUCAGUAAAGUCAGUAAAGUCAGUAAAGUCGGUGAAGUCAGUAAAGUCAGUAAAGUCAGUAAAGUCGGUGAAGUCAGUAAAGUCAGUAAAGUCGGUGAAGUCAGUAAAGUCAGUAACGUCACUGAAGUCAGUAAAGUCAGUGAAGUCAGUAAAGUCAUCAGUAGAGUCGGUGAAGUUAGUAAAGUUAGUGAAGUCAGUUAAGUCAAUGAAGUCAGUAAAUUCGAUGAAGUCAGUCAUGUCGGUAAAGUCAGUAAAUUCAGUGAAGUCAGUGAAUUCUGUGAAGUCAGUCAAGUCAGUAAAGUCAGUGAAGUCAGUAAAUUCGGUGAAGUUAGUAAAGUCAGUGAAGUCAGUAAAGUCAGUGAAGUCGGUUAAGGACUAUUAUCUCGCCAAUGAAACAUCUAAUUAA
This is a messenger RNA of Candidula unifasciata, 699 nucleotides long. NCBI's taxonomy places the organism in Eukaryota, Metazoa, Mollusca, Gastropoda, Stylommatophora, Geomitridae. The record is from the annotation of a GenBank genome assembly.